Camelina sativa (false flax) is the source of this 2583-nucleotide messenger RNA. RefSeq lists its product as uncharacterized. Lineage: Eukaryota; Viridiplantae; Streptophyta; Magnoliopsida; Brassicales; Brassicaceae. The record is from RefSeq and is a predicted model, not a curated record.
GGGUGUGUAUCUUUUGUUCCCAAGUAAGUCAUUUACAAGAUGAGAGUCCCACUAAUAGAUUUCUUGAGAUUCUUAGUACUCAUUCUUUCUCUUAGUGGCCCUUUAGUUUCUGCAGAUGCAACGGCGAGGCAACACUUUAAUAGGUAUGAAACUGAUAACUACGGUUACACACCUCCUUCACCAAUUUAUGGUGCCCCACCCAGCUACCCAACACCACCAACACCAACUUACAGUCCUCCGAUAUAUCCACCACCAUUACAACAACCUCCGACACCAACUUAUAGUCCUCCUAUUAAACCACCACCGAUACAGAAACCUCCAACACCAACUUACAGUCCACCUGUUAAACCCCCACCGGUGCAAAUGCCUCCGACACCAACUUACAGCCCUCCGAUCAAGCCGCCACCGGUACACAAACCACCGACACCAUCUUACAGUCCUCCGGUCAAACCACCACCGAUGCACAAGCCUCCAACACCAACUUAUAGUCCCCCUGUUCAACCACCACCUGUGCAAAAGCCACCAACACCAACUUACAGUCCACCUAUCAAACCACCACCAGUACAAAAGCCUCCAACACCAACCUACAGUCCCCCGAUAAAGCCACCACCGGUGCAUAAGCCUCCAACACCAAUUUAUAGUCCUCCUAUCAAGCCACCACCAAUUCAAAAGCCUCCCACUCCUAUCUAUAGUCCCCCUAUAAAGCCACCGCCAAUACAAAAGCCACCGACGCCAAUAUACAGCCCCCCAAUCAAGUCGCCACCGGUUCAAAAGCCUCCCACGCCAACGUAUAGUCCCCCUGUAAAGCCACCUCCAGUACAUAAGCCUCCGACACCAACUUACAGCCCACCAGUCAAGCCACCACCAGUGCAAAAGCCUCCCACACCAACAUAUAGCCCACCUGUCAAGCCACCACCAGUGCAGAAGCCCCCGACACCAACAUACAGUCCACCAGUCAUGCCACCGCCAGUACAAAAGCCUCCGACCCCAACAUACAGUCCACCAGUCAAGCCACCACCAGUGCAAAAGCCUCCUACACCAACAUACAGCCCACCGGUCAAGCCACCACCAGUGCAGAAGCCCCCGCCACCAACAUACAGUCCACCAGUCAUGCCACCGCCAGUACAAAAGCCUCCGACCCCAACAUACAGUCCACCAGUCAAGCCACCACCAGUGCAAAAGCCUCCUACACCAACAUACAGCCCACCAGUCAAGCCACCACCAGUGCAGAAGCCCCCGACACCAACAUACAGUCCACCAGUCAUGCCACCGCCAGUACAAAAACCUCCAACUUAUAGUCCACCUAUUAAACCACCACCUGUACAGAAGCCUCCGACACCAACAUACAGUCCACCAGUUAAGCCACCGCCAAUACAAAAACCUCCAACACCAACUUAUAGUCCACCUAUUAAACCACCACCUAUACAGAAGCCUCCGACACCAACAUACAGUCCACCAGUCAAGCCACCGCCAAUACAAAAACCUCCAACACCAACUUAUAGUCCACCUAUUAAACCACCACCUAUACAGAAGCCUCCGACACCAACAUACAGUCCACCAGUCAAGCCACCGCCAAUACAAAAACCUCCAACACCAACUUAUAGCCCACCAGUUAAACCACCACCAGUGCAGAAGCCUCCGACACCUACAUACAGUCCACCAAUCAAGCCACCGCCGAUACAAAAACCUCUAACACCAACUUAUAGCCCUCCUGUUAAACCACCACUAGUGCAGAAACCUCCGACACCAACAUAUAGUCCACCAGUCAAGCCACCACCAAUACAAAAACCGCCAACACCAACUUAUAGUCCACCUAUUAAACCACCACCAGUGAAACCUCCGACGCCAACUUAUAGUCCACCAAUCAAGCCACCACCAGUGCAUCAACCUCCGACGCCAACAUAUAGUCCACCUAUAAAGCCACCACCAGUGCAUCAGCCUCCAACGCCAACAUAUAGUCCACCUAUCAAGCCACCACCAGUGCAUCAGUCUCCGACGCCAACAUAUAGUCCACCUAUCAAGCCACCACCAGUGCAUCAGCCUCCGACACCAACUUAUAGUCCACCUAUCAAGCCACCACCAGUCCAAAAGCCUCCAACUCCAACCUAUAGUCCUCCUAUAAAACCACCACCAGUACAAGUGCCUCCAACCCCAACUUAUAGCCCUCCUGUUAAACCACCACCAGUACAAGUGCCUCCAACCCCAACUUACAGCCCUCCUGUACAACCACCACCAGUACAAGUGCCUCCAACACCAACAUACAGCCCUCCCAUAAAACCACCACCAAUACAAUUGCCUCCAACACCUACUACUCCAUCGCCUCCACAAGGUGGAUACGGUACUCCGCCUCCAUAUGCAUAUGUAUUGCAUCCUGUAGAUGUAAGCAAUUAGAGAAACAAGUUACAAUAUAUAGAUAUUUCCUAAAUUAUGGCCAAAAAGGCUUUCUAUCACAGAGGAUGUGUAAGUUAAAGCUACAUAUGGUACUGCAUAUUAUGUGGUAAAAUAAAGAAAGUUUUAUAGUUGGUUGUUUAUAAAAAUGUUACAAUCGAGAUCCGUCUUGAUAUCUUAGAAUGGUAUGCCAUA